Pomacea canaliculata is the source of this 1491-nucleotide messenger RNA. Its product is annotated as meiosis inhibitor protein 1-like. Gene Ontology annotation, biological process: meiosis I. Lineage: Eukaryota; Metazoa; Mollusca; Gastropoda; Architaenioglossa; Ampullariidae. The transcript has 11 exons. Bases 564 to 1340 code for a protein of 258 amino acids. The record is from RefSeq and is a predicted model, not a curated record.
AAAUUCUAUCUCUGUUUUUGCGUGUUGAUCAGUCACACUUCCGUUUUGUGUUUUGUCGUCUGCUUGGCGGACCUCGAUAUUUAAAGCCGCACUAAUAUUUUGUAUCUGUAUUCAGCAAAGAAAGAAAUGCAGAACAGAAAGCAGAACAAGGCAGAGUUUACAGUAAGUUCCUUCAUGGACCCAGAUAGGAUCUACGUUCAUGGUUCCUUUUGUGCAGCUCGUAUAUUGCCAUGGAGUACAGCUUACUUCAUUCACUGCAUACUCAUGAUCCAGAAUGGACCAUGAUUUUUGCUCAGCAUCAGUCAUCUGUUUGUUUGGCCUGCAUCAUCGAAGACCUAAAAGAUGUCAGGACUCAGACCAAUGUACAGAAGCAUUUCCACUUAUCUCUUAUGAAAUCUAUUUUAAAUGAGUGCCAAGAAGUGGAUGACCUGUUUCAUCAACAUCCUCGUGUUUGUCAGCAUUUGAUUGACAUUAUAACAGAACAUUAUGCAGAAAGCAGUUCUUGACAUCAUCUGCUGAGAUUUGUGUUCAGAUCCUGGACAACCUGCAGUCAGAGACCAUGUAUGUUUACUUUCUGGACAAGUUUGCCUGUCAGUCUUUUAUCAGAUUGUCUGUAUUUUAAACAGCUUUUAGAGCAGGAAGAGUCUCUUCCCUUCUUUGUCACAGUACUCGAAAAGCUGGCAUUUAUUUCUCCAAUUUACAUUUUGAUUUUGGUACAGGUUCAUGAACCACUGAUAAAGAUGUUGGUAGAGAAGUGGAUGACAGUGUCUCACUUUGAUGAGGCAGCUCAGUGCUCUAUGACUUUGAUGCUGACGCAGCUCUUUGAACAUGAAAUCCUGCCAGCUGUACCUUCAUACAUCUUAUUCUUUGUGAACAAAUAUCUCUUAAAUUGUCUGUCAUCAGCUCAGUCCCUGGAGCUGCAAGUCAGAGCUUUAGCCUUAUUAAAAAAAAUACUGCAAUGCGGGAGUGGGCCAGCAGAAGAUUCAGAGGAAUUUGAGUUACUGUCCUUAGCCUUGAAAAAGCAGCUACUCAGUCGAAGAGAAACACUCAGCAUAGCUGUUGCUCAGUGCCUGAACAUUAUAGCUAGCAACCCUUGCUACGCUGCUUGUCUUCAUCAUGUUUUAAAAAGUGACCUACCAGAGUUCCUGUUUGAGUCACUCCACACCAUGAAUAUUGCUCAGCUUGAUGCUGUAGUCAGUUGCCUUCAGUCAUUUGCACAGAGUGAUGCCUUCUUUAGCAGAUGUCAUGCAGUGUAUGGCAUGGAAUCAUUACUUCAAAUGGUGAGCACACUCUGGAAACUAAGAAUAAUAACAUACUACAUAAAGCCUUCACACUUCUAGCACUCAUCAUGGAAAGGCAGAGUGCAGGAAUUCCACUGUUUGUCAACAUGACUACCCAACAGUUUGCUCAGUCUCUGUUGGUAAAGGGUGUCCAGAGUUACUAUCUUCCAGUUGUGUGCGCUGCGGUCAGGUGUGCCACCACUCAGUUUUU